GAAAUUCUCUCUCCAACUCUCACACUUUCAGACACGCACUCUUUCUCUCUCUCACAUCCCGAAACAAUCGAAAGCCCCAUCUUUUAUUUCUCACUCCUUCUCUCUCCUCACUUUCUCUCUCUAGGGUUUUCGUGAUUUUCGCACUCAAAUUCUUCUCUCUGAGCUGCGAAUCGCAUCGCCCAGCUUAGCUCGGUGCCUUAUCGGAGUAGCGCUCUAUCAAACGGCGUCGUUUUAUGGCUUAGCCGUUGAAGAAUCGAUGACCAGCUUCGCUAGAGAGCGAGAUCGAGUGCCGUUGCCUUCAGGUUGCGCUUCUGAGCCCUAAUGUUCCCAAUUCGCUGGUUGUUUGGGGUCAAUUUUUCUUUCUUGUUGGCUCUUUGGCGUGUUUUCGGGGUGAUUUUCUUGAACCACUUCCCAAACAAGCUGGUUAUGGUGGUGAAUCUUGCGAUGGUUGAACUUCUUGUGAAAACCCUAGUGGUUAUGUAUCUGAAAUAAGAAAGAAAGACUGGAAAAAAUGUUGGCCAUUUCCAGUAAAUGAGUCUGAGGAAAAUCCAUCGCUUCCACCACUUGAUGUACCAACAUACAGAUGUUUUGGUUGUGAGAGCUGUCAUCAAGAAAGUGUAACUAAGGACAUGGAUAAAGAUGGCCAAACAGACUUCAAUUGUUGCAGUAGCGGUUGCAAAUCUGAUACAAACUGUGGUAAAGCAGCUGUCAAGUCUGGUGUUCAGCAAGAUCCCAUGCCUGACAUCUCUGAGAGAGUGGAGAUUGAUCUUAAUACUAAUCUCAACUGUGUCAAUGAUUGCCUACCCAUUACUAACGAGAGAGAGAAGCAACCUGGAUUUUCACUCAGCAGAAUGAUAGGUGACCUUGAGAUUGGCUUGGAUGAUAAUCCCAAUCAGCUUGGCCUGGUACAAGAAUUUCAUCUAGCUAAAAGAGGCUUUGAAUGCGAACAAGUUUCUGAUGUUGAUCCUACUGUCAAUCUCAAAUAUAUGGAGAAUAGUUCUGCUGAGAUUUGCAAUGGCGGUCCAUCUUCUGUUGAUAGUCAAUGCCAGAAAGAAUUACAAGGAGCUUGUACAAUUUUGAGGGAAGGCACAUCAACAAUGGAGGCAGACAAUCACACAGUUGGAGAUCAUAUAGAGUUGGCUGAUAGUGAUCAUACUGUGCCAGCUAGUAUGGAAAAUAUUGUUGAAAAUGAUUUUCAGGAUCAUGAUCACCAUUUAGAAAAGUCCACUGGAUUGUCCCGUAGGAGACCACGGAAGGUGCGCUUGAUGAGUGACUUAUUAAGUGAAAAUGGUGAGCUGAAGAUUGGGCAAACUGCUACACAAGGAUCCCCUUCCCAUGGUAUUUCCAAAGCUUCUGCUGCAUCUGAUUCUCGCUUAAUUUUCCCAGGGAAGGUGGAUAUGCAAGGUUUGACAAAUAAUUUGGGUCAGAAAAAAAGGAAGCUUCCCCCUGAUGAGGGGCGGAGACCUGCAGAUAUGUGCGAACAGAGGGUUGACACUGAAGUUCAAAACUUAGAGCGUGAUGCAGAAACAAAUAAUGCUGUUCUGGAUGGUAGAGCCAAUUCCAAAGAUGUACUGCAAGGAAUAGAUUUGCAAGAUGCCACCAAGGCCUGCUGGAGUAAACAUGAAACUGAAAGAAGUCAUAUAAUGGGCAAGAAGAAGCAUAGAAGAAUUCAAGUCACUGAUAAACACUUGAUUCCUGAGCAACAGCAGGGACACCAUAGAGAAGAUGAUGAUCCAGUGGAUGCAUACAAGGCAUAUGCAUCUAAAACUAUUUCUUCAAGAUUAUCACCUCGCGCUUUCACAGGAAAAGGAAUGGAUAAUUUUCCUUUCCAUGAUGGCGUAAGAUUUGAAAAUGGGUUUAAUUUUUCCAAUUUUUCCAAAGGUAAAGGCAAGAUACUUCAAACUGCAGCAGAGCUGGAUCCCUUAUUUUGUCGGAAAACUGACAUGCUUCUAGAAGAUUCAUAUCCCUAUUCAGGGGGAAAAAUCAUUCCAAAUAUUCCUGGUGAUAUUCCAGUUCCUUUACACCAUGGUAGACAGACUUCCCAAGGACUGGAAGAGGGAGUUCAUCUUUCUUUAAAUAACUAUUUGGCAACACAGGUUUACAGCACAAAAUGUAUCCAUCAAAUUGAAAAUCGUCUACCUCUCUCAUUGACAAUGCAAGAAGGCACUUCAAAUAUACAUCAGCUUAAAAGGAAAGACAGUGAAAUCAAUGCUUUUGGAGGGCCUAGCAUUCCUUCUAAACACACAAAUUCUAUCUCUGCAGGAAAAGGAGCUCAUCUUGAAGAAAUCGCAGGUGCAAGAAUCAAAGAGAAACCUGUUGAAGGUGUAGAGAAUCUAGGUAGUAUGAAAAGAUACGUUGAAAAGACAACAGAGUUAUCCGAGCCUGGAACACUGGAUGAUAUACCGAUGGAAAUUGUGGAACUUAUGGCAAAGAAUCAAUAUGAGAGGUGUCUUCCUGAUGUUGAAAAUAGAAGCUCCAAGUUGGAAAAAUCGACUGCUAGAAGGAAAGCACAGAUGACUUCUGGCAGUGCCAUGCAUGAGAUGGGGGUGAGGUUGUUAAAAGAGAGUCAGAAGGAUAAAUCUCAUGGAAUACCUAAGAAACAUAACAUGGUAGAAAGAGAGAAUUUGAAGCCUUGCAAAAGAAAGCCUGUUCACUACUCUUUUCCAUUUGAUGGAAACAAUUUGAGUAUGAAUAAUCUGUGUCCACCUCAACUGCCCUUUGAAUUUGAAGUUUCCCAAUCCCAAAAGAAGUCACCAAGUGGAUUCCAGUUUUCACCUAUGGGUCCUUCUCACCAGCUUGACAGUACUCGAAGUGGCAAGUUUAAUUUGAGUCUUGAAGAGCGUGGAUCCUCUAAUUUGGAAGGACAGGGAGGAUGUAGCUUACACAAGACAAUCUUACAGCAAGAUGGUGAGGUUUCUCGUAUUUGGGCAUCUUUGACUCCCAACCAUAUCUCCCUAGGAUAUGAUGUGCCCAAAAAAGUUGUUUCUCAGGCUACCAGUAGUAACAUGGACAUGGCUUCACUCAGAUCUAAUUCACUUCAUAAGCAGAACAUGAAGAGAGAUGUUGAUCUUAACUAUAUAAAUCUGAAUGUUGCUAGUCUAGAAAAGCUGAAUAGGAAUAGAAGUGCUGGAACUUUCAGCAGAAUAAAUGGUGAAUAUUCAUAUCCUUGCAAACACAAGGGAAUGGAUCAUCAUCAAAAUUUGAGGGGAUCUCUUGAUUUGUAUUCCAAUGAAACAAUACCUGCGAUGCAUUUACUUAGCCUCAUGGAUGCAGGCAUGCAGUCACGUACGCCAUUCAAUGUCAGUGGUAUAAAUGGUGAAAUGCUUAAAAGAUCCCCUUGUCCUGGUGAUUGCAAUACUACGUUGGAGAUAGGUACAUCAAAGGUCCAUAGUAUUCAGAAAAGGCAAUCCUCUGAUUAUUUGAGAAAAAAUUAUUUGUCAGAGAAACCACAUAGUUGUUUUCUUGGCUCUCCUACCUUUGGUGCAUCUUCAUCAACCCAGCAUGAUACUAAAAUAUUAAAAGCUGCUGGAUUCAAUGGUCAAAAUUCAACAAAGUCAGGAAGGAAAGAAAAGAUCAAGAGUCCCAACCCAAUGGUGCAGAAUCAGUUUACUAAACCGUUUAGCUGGCCUCACUUUGAAACAGAAACUCCACUGAAAUGUAAAAUAGAUGUUCAUAGUGCUCAAGAAACUCCAGUGCCACCGAAAAUCAUUCCUGGAAAUUUGUGUAUGGUUAACAAAAACCCAGCUGAUUUCACCAUGCCAACUGGAAAUGUCUACAUGAUCAGAGGAGAAGAUCUAAAAUUUGAGAAAAGUAUUCUUAAGAAUAAACCUCACAUCUCUACUUCACAUGGAUUCAAGCAGCAGAGGAAUUCAAAGGGUACUAAAAUGAAAGAGCUUUCAAACCAUUAAACCUGCCAUUAGUCCUCAAUAUGUUUCAAAUAGGUGGAGCCCUUUCAUGCAACAACAUAAAUGGAUACCAUUUUCAAUGUAGAAGCAGCUGAUAUUCGACUCGGAUACUGAAAUUCAUCGAUUUGAGCGGACUUGGCCAGAAAAAGUUGAAAGGCUAAGUGAUAUAUGAUUAAACAAUCCAAGGCAAUAUCAAGAAUCUAUAUAUAAUUAACCUGUUGUAAUUAGUUUUGAUGUGAGCUAAAGAUGUGUUGGUGUAUUAUGUUUCUUGUCAUAAAAUUUAUGGGAGUUAAAGUCAUUUUGCUGCCAUAAAGUUUAAGGGGAAAGUAGCCCCUUUGAGACUUGUAAUACUCUGGUUACAUUUACACGAGUGCUAAAAACCAAGUUAAAUGAUAUAAUUUGUUGUUUAGAUAUGAAUUCCUUUUAAUGAACUUGUAACUCCUCUCUUGGAUCCAA
Messenger RNA from Arachis ipaensis, 4361 nucleotides. NCBI's taxonomy places the organism in Eukaryota, Viridiplantae, Streptophyta, Magnoliopsida, Fabales, Fabaceae. The record is from RefSeq and is a predicted model, not a curated record.